Molecule: messenger RNA, 4655 nt
Organism: Acipenser ruthenus (sterlet)
Lineage: Eukaryota; Metazoa; Chordata; Actinopteri; Acipenseriformes; Acipenseridae
Product: vesicle-fusing ATPase
Exons: 22
Coding region: 104-2347 (747 amino acids)
Biological process (GO): intra-Golgi vesicle-mediated transport; SNARE complex disassembly; Golgi to plasma membrane protein transport
Cellular component (GO): Golgi stack
Molecular function (GO): ATP hydrolysis activity; ATP binding
Source: RefSeq, a predicted model, not a curated record
GCGUCACAGGUUUGCUGCGCGCCCCAUUCCCAUUGUGCCUCGCGCUGUCAGAGUGCUGCUAGUCACUUUCAUUCUGAGCUGCUGAGGAGCAACAUACAGGAAGAUGGCGGCCCGGACUAUGCAAGCAGCGCGAUGCCCGACAGACGACCUGUCGCUGACAAACUGUGCUGUCGUGAACGAGAAGGACUUUGAGUCGGGACAACACGUGAGUGUGAAGACCACCCCAACUCACAAGUACAUAUUCACUGUGAAGACUCACCACUCUGUGCUUCCUGGAAGUAUCGCCUUCAGCCUGCCGCAGAGGAAAUGGGCUGGACUCUCCAUUGGACAGGAAGUGGAGGUGGCCGUUUACACCUUUGACAAGACGAAGCAGUGCGUGGGCAGCAUGACCAUCGAGAUUGACUUCCUGCAGAAGAAAAGCGUCGACACAAGCCCCUAUGACUCAGACAAGAUGGCUGGAGAGUACAUCCAGCAGUUCAAUAACCAGGCCUUCACUGUGGGACAGCAGCUUGUGUUCAGCUUCAAUGACAAGCUGUUUGGUCUCCUGGUGAAGGACAUCGAAGCAAUGGAUCCAAGUAUCCUCAAGGGGGAGCCAGCCUCUGGCAAGAAGCACAAGAUUGAUAUUGGUCUGAUCCUUGGGAACAGUCAGGUGGUGUUUGAGAAAGCAGACAGCUCUUCUCUAACCCUUGUUGGCAAAGCCAAAACCAAGCAGGGCCGGCAGUCCAUCAUCAACCCAGACUGGAACUUUGAACGCAUGGGCAUUGGGGGUCUGGACAAGGAGUUCUCCGACAUCUUCAGGAGAGCCUUCGCCUCUCGAGUCUUCCCACCCGAGAUUGUGGAACAGAUGGGCUGUAAGCAUGUGAAGGGUAUCCUCCUGUAUGGCCCCCCUGGUUGUGGUAAGACCCUGAUGGCUCGACAGAUUGGGAAGAUGUUGAAUUCGCGGGAACCCAAGAUAGUGAAUGGACCAGAGAUCCUCAACAAGUACGUGGGAGAGUCUGAAGCCAACAUCCGCAAGUUGUUCGCCGACGCUGAGGACGAGCAGAAAAGGUUGGGAGCGAACAGCGGUCUCCACAUCAUCAUCUUCGACGAGAUUGACGCUAUCUGUAAGCAGAGAGGCAGCAUGGCCGGCAGCACUGGCGUCCAUGACACAGUCGUGAACCAGCUGCUGUCCAAGAUCGACGGCGUGGAGCAGCUCAACAACAUCCUGGUCAUUGGAAUGACCAACAGGCCUGACCUGAUUGACGAGGCCCUGCUGAGACCUGGAAGAUUGGAGGUGAAGAUGGAAAUCGGUCUGCCCGAUGAAAAGGGUCGAGUCCAGAUCCUCCACAUCCACACAGUCAAGAUGAGGGAGUUCAACCUGCUCGCCUCUGAUGUGGACGUGGCAGAGCUUGCUGUUGAGACCAAGAACUACAGUGGAGCUGAGCUGGAGGGGCUGGUGAGAGCUGCUCAGUCCACUGCCAUGAACCGGCACAUCAAGGCCAGUACCAAAGUGGAAGUGGAUAUGGAGAAGGCAGAGAAGCUGCAGGUGAAGCGCAGUGAUUUCUUUGCAUCGCUGGACAACGACAUCAAACCUGCCUUUGGCACACACCAGGAGGACUACGCCAGCUACAUCAGGAAUGGCAUCAUUAAGUGGGGCGACCCUGUCUCCCGAGUCCUGGAUGAUGGGGAGCUGCUGGUCCAGCAAACCAAGAACAGCGACCGCACACCACUGGUUAGCGUGCUGCUGGAAGGUCCUCCACACAGUGGCAAGACUGCCCUGGCCGCCAAGAUAGCAGAGCAGUCCCAGUUCCCCUUCAUUAAGAUCUGCUCACCUGACAUGACAAUCGGCUUCUCAGAGACUGCCAAGUGCCAGGCUAUGAAGAAGAUCUUUGACGAUGCGUACAAGUCCCAGCUGAGCUGUAUUGUGGUGGAUGAUAUUGAGCGGCUGUUAGACUAUGUUCCCAUUGGACCUCGCUUCUCUAACCUGGUUCUACAAGCCCUGCUGGUGCUGUUGAAGAAGGCGCCCCCUCAUGGACGCAAGCUGCUGAUCAUUGGGACCACGAGCCGCAAGGACGUGCUGCAGGAGAUGGAGAUGCUGGACGCCUUCAGCACCACCAUCCACAUCCCCAACAUCUCCACCGGGGAGCACCUCAUGGAGGCACUCGAGCUGUUGGGGAACUUCAGUGAUAAGGAGCGAGCAACCAUCGCUCAGAACGUCAAGGGCAAGAGAGUCUGGAUUGGGAUGAAGAAACUGCUGAUGCUCAUAGAGAUGUCCCUGCAGAUGGAUCCAGAGUACAGAGUGUCGAAGUUCCUGGCUCUGCUCAAGGAGGAGGGAGCGUUUGGUGGUGAUAAUCAGGUCCGACUUUAGCCCCUGUUUCCCGGUGUAAUCCCAAGGGACUCUCCCAUGCAUGGGACCGCAGUGUGUACGAGUAGAGUCCAGGCUGGGAAGUGACUCUGGAAUGUCCAGCAGGCUGGGAGAGUGACCAAGGGAACACAUGUAUGCUGCCCACUGUUCAACACAAUGGGAGAGGAACAUGCCUCUCCUCUGCUACCCUCACCAAGCGCAUUCUUUCUCCAUUCUGCAUGUUUUUAAUAGCAAAUGAAAAAAAACCGUCCCUACUGAUUCCAUGUCUUAAAAUUAAAUAAAUAAAAAUACUGUUCCAAUUGUCUUGUGGAAAAUGCUGUUUAAAUGUGCUUUGUGAUCUGUGCAGUUAGAAAUGCAUUCUUGCUCUGUUAUUGGAUUAAAUAUAUCUAUCUAUCAAUCUAUCUAUCAAUCUAUCUAUCUAUCAAUAUAUAUAUAUAUAUAUAUACACACACAUACAUACAUACAUACACACUGGUAUGUAAAAUAUGUAAACAUACACUGCAUAUUUAUUUAUUUAUAUAUAUAUGUGUGUGUGUGUGUGUUUGUGUAUGUGUGUAUGGUAUAUAUGUAAUAAAUGGACUCAAAAUAAUUGCAGUGAAAGUGGUAUCUCUAUGUUAAGCUUUCUUUUGUUAGAUAGUUGAACUAAUUUAACUAAUACAUGUUAUUAUUUUCAUGUAUAUACAUUCAGUAGUAAGUGUGAUCAUUAGAAUGAAUACUUGUCUGAUUAUCACGUAAAACAAACAAUAAAAACAAUUAAGCAUCUUCUGAUUACAUAGAAAAGUCAGCUCGGUUUGAAAGCUGGUACGGUGGGAGUGCAGGGGUGAGAUUGCCAGGCUGGAUCAGCAGGGAGGGCCCUACACACCUAUUGGCGGGAGAGUGGCAGAGCACUGGGCUACAGCUCUCUUUAGUGGCAUUACAGCUGUGAUAUCCUGCAUAAGAAAGCAAAAAAUACACCUUAAACAAUGAGUGGAUGAACCUGUCUGGCACUGAAGUGCAGGGAGAGUCUAUCAUUAUCCACACUGCUCGUGCUGCCAUCCUGCAUCUUCAUGAGUACUAACACUGUAGGCUCUUUAGCAGACUAAAGCACUCUAGCACAGUGUGGGCACAAAACUAUUCCUAAAAGACACGUGUUGGAUGCAGAAUAAUCAGUUGGUUUUUAAUAAUAAUAAUAAUAAUAAUAAUAAUAAUGUUUUAGUUCCAGUAAAUGGGAUCGGAAGCAAGAAUGCAUUGUUGUUUUUUUCUUCUGGUUUUCUUUCCUCUGUUUUCUGGUGCAUUUUGUUUUUAGGCAAGGCUGUGUAACCGGGAGAGUUGCACUGAAGGACCCAAGUUGUUUCCUGACUCUUCCCACAGAUGCACCUCACUGUACAGUCGGUAGCGGUGAUCAGGCCCACAGUUUAAAUGAUUCAUUUGUCCGCCAUAUUUGCAAAGAUCUUAGGUAUAGACUCACUGUUUGACCAUGUGAAGUGUCUGGAUGCAGUAAAGAGAGCAAUCUUUAACACUUAUUUAAAUCUGUAAUGUUUCCUAUACUACACCUAGACUUUAAUCUUGAUCUGAUCACAUACCAUUCAAUCCUUGCUUCUCUCAAGCAGAGAAUGGCAAUUGUGUCAUGAUGUAGACCAAUGUGACCUGAGUGGUGAGGGUUGCCUAGUCAUGUGUUCAUUUUAAAUCACUUGGAUCCUUCCAGACCUAACGACAACGUUUUGACAUCAAUCAACAACUAGGAACUGGAUGAGCAAUUUGUACAUUUUCAUUUGUUCUCAUUCAAACCCAGGUUUUUCAGAUAUGAAAAUCAUGGGACUUUUAAAAGGUACAAAUAAUUCUGAAGGACUCCUGAUUAUUCAACUGAUAUGCAUAACAGAGAUCUCAUUACAAGGUUGUAAAAAUGGCAUCUCGUAACUGACCGCUACCAAGUUCUCUGUACAGUGAAGUGUAGCGUAGAUACGGAGGAGUCUGGAAGGGCCUGGCUCUCCUGAGACCCCAUGCUUACUGUGGUGUAAUCCUGCUGUCUGUGGUGAUUCUGUACACGUUGGUGACUGUGGAACAUUGCAGCCUCCCCCUGCCUUCAUCUUGUGAUGCUCUGCCCUGCGUUCUUUGUCCCACGUAAUUUAAAACAUAUAUAUAUAUAUAUAUAUAUAUAAUAUAUAUAUAUAUAUAUAUGAUUUCAGUGACAAAAUGUUAAAAAAAAAAUUGAACAUGAUGUAAACAUUUUUACUGUGAACAUGUGAUCGGUGUUCUAAGCUGCUAUGAUAUAAAGUGUUUGGCAAUAUGCAGCUGUAUUAUUGCAAUAAAAGCACAGAUACACAGAAAAUAA